Messenger RNA from Heteronotia binoei (common prickly gecko), 2567 nucleotides. RefSeq names its product lysine rich nucleolar protein 1 (gene KNOP1). The record is from RefSeq and is a predicted model, not a curated record. Lineage: Eukaryota; Metazoa; Chordata; Lepidosauria; Squamata; Gekkonidae. The transcript has 5 exons. The coding region runs from base 367 to 2115 and encodes 582 amino acids.
AGCCUUUCCUGAACACACCAGGGGACUGCUGCCGAGGAAGCAAGGCGCCCUCCCUCAAGGCCCUCUCCAGCCUGGCCUGAAAGGUGGGAAAGGGAAGAGCCGCCGCAGCGGGGAGGCGAAGGGGCUGUGGGGCUGGCGCGGCCCACCUGCGCAGAUUUGUUCCCAGAGGCUGAGGGGAGGCCGGGACUCCUCGGCGGCAGCGGCCAUGCCGGAGCGCGGGGGCGGUUGCUAGGCAACCCCAAACACAGGCCGCCCAGCUAGGCCGCGGCGCCUUUCCUUUCCGGGUCAAGCGAAAAGAAGGUCCCGCAUCGCCCGCUCCCUUCUCCCUGGCUCGUGGGAGGCCGCGCCGGCCGCGGGCAGCUGGGGAUGGUCAUAAAAGAUGCAAAGAAGUACAGUUCUGAGGGAACUACACAGAAAAAGAACAAAACGAAAAAGGCUUCCAGGAAUCCAUUUGUUAUAAUAGAUGGUGACGAUGAUGAUGCACAGUUUGGUCUACUCACAAAGGCCAGGAGGGGGGAAAAGAAACACUUAGUAGUAGGGAAUGGUUCGAAUGUGAAGAAGAAGAAGAAGAAAAAGAAAAAGAAGAAACUGGACUCUAAAUUAUUAAAGAAUGCAGCAUUUGCAGACCUUCCUAUUACUGCACAAAGCAGUUCGGAUUUGGAAUCAAUAAAAGAAGCAGAGAAUCCACCUAAGGCUUUAAAGAAAAAGAGAAAGCGAGGACUUUCCUGCAAGCAAGAGAGCGAUCCAGAAAUCCCAAGCCAGGGCCAAACAACAGAAUGUCUGGAAGCCAAUUUCCUUGUUGGUAAAAGACGCAAAAGGAGUGUCCCUGAGACCCGUGGAGGCAACAAUGGAUGCAGCCCAAAGAGAAAGAAGAAGAAACACAAGCUUGCUUGCUCCUUGAUUCCAUCGCAUGCUGAGGAUGAUUAUUCCAAAAAAGACUUGCCCCCCACAAUGAAAAUGAUUUCUCAUGAAAUGACGCCAUCAGGUAGAAAACCAACUCUUAUCCAGGCUGCUGUAAGCACGGGGGAAAGCAAAUGUGUUUGCUGUUUUACAUCCAUGGACAGUCAAGAAACUAGAAAUGGAGGUUUGGAGAAAGGCACUGCAGACCCUAUUGAUGAGCUGCAAGAAGAAAAUAACUGCAAGCAAGACCACAAGGAAAUAACUGCAAGCAAGAUCCACAUAUCAAAAAAGAGAAGGCAAGUAACAGAGCAGGAAGUACAUAAAAAGAGGAAGAAGAAGAAGAAACUGAAGGAGGAAACUGAUUUCCAUUUGACAUCGGCAGGUAGCCAGGAAAACCAUCCUGCUGUCUCUACUGAAACUCUCUGGAAGACCAAAGCUGAAGAAAAAAUGAGGAAAAUAGAUCUGAUCCAGAACUCUAAAGGAGACAGCAAAGGCCACAAGAUCUACACCAAAGUUGCAAACAAUUAUCCAGCUCUUCUGGAGGACAACACAGAUGCUUUUGAUUGGGAAGAAAAAGCAGUAGCAAUAAAAAGAAAUAAAAAGAAAGCCAAAAAACCCAAGAAGAGGCUAGACCCAGCAGCGGGGUUAAAGAGCAAGCAGUGUGCUGCCACGGAGAGGAAGGCAAAGAAGAGGGAAGGACCCGAGAGAGCUGAGGAGCCCAGUUCAAAGCAAGCAAAGCUCAAGGAAGAAGCCGAGGAAGGAGAAGAUGAAAUCCAAGUCAUAACCAUUAAGAAAGGAAACUGUGAUGAAGCAAAGAUAGACAAGUCAAGACGGCAGGCUCUCCAGGAAGAGAUUGACCGGGAAUCUGGCAAAACAAAGGCAAUCAAGGAAGACAACAAAUCGGAUCACCAUUUUGGCCAGUGGAGCACGGCAGCCUUUGACAACGCAGAGCGAAAAACAAAGUUUCUCAGACUAUUGGGUGGUUUUAAGAAAGGUCCUGCUUUGACCGAGGAGUCGCCAACCAGGGUAACAAAACACAACAUGGCUUUGGCCAGGCACAGCGAGGAGAAACUGCAGCAGAGGCUGCAGGCUGAAUUUGAGAAGGCAGUGGGUUGGAAGCAACGGCCAGGGGCUGGCCUCGGGUUCCAGCUGGCUUCUCGGAAACAGGUGCACAGAGAUAAAUAUGCUUCUAAAUCUGUAAAAUUUGUGGACUAAACUGUGAGCAAGGGGAGACUCUGAAUUGGGGGUUGUAAUGCAAGGCUUUUUCAUAGUGUGGGGGAAGUUUAACAUUUGUAAAAAGAGUUUUUAAAAAAUUCAGCUGACUUCAGGCUAGCAUCUGAAUCACUGAAAUCUCUACCUCUCUGCUCAGGUAUGGACAGUAGAACAAGUAUCUUCCUCUAGAGACCUUGCUUCCCUUUUGGCAGCUCAGACUUGUGAAUACUCACCAGGCUGCAUUUUGAAAAUGAGCUGCUUUGGCCCCAGGACUGAACUACGGGAGUCACUUAAUGUUUUUACUGAAGGGGGGAAAUGGCCAUGAAAUUCUUUGGGCUCUUCAUCAGGGUUUUUGUACUGAGAUCUGAAAAACUUCAUGGCUUCAACAGUAGCCCAAAGUUUGCCGUUUUAAAUGUUCUAUUGCUUUUAUCUUUAUUAAAAGAAUAUUCCUUUCA